AUGGACGUUUACGGUACCGCUGAACUAGCGCGGUUCACCGCAGUACCGGAGACUCUCGAGAUCUCGGAUGAUGGGCGGUCCGAUCUGUCUACUGAGAGGUGGAAUUCUGACGAUGAACCUCCAGUUGAGAAGGUCAACGAUAGGAUGGUCAUCAGUCGUGAUGGUCGGUCGGUCCGCGCCGCGGAGUAA
Molecule: messenger RNA, 189 nt
Organism: Perkinsus marinus ATCC 50983
Lineage: Eukaryota; Perkinsozoa; Perkinsida; Perkinsidae
Exons: 2
Coding region: 1-189 (62 amino acids)
Source: RefSeq, a predicted model, not a curated record